AUAACAAAUAAAAUAAAAAGGGAAAAAGAAAAACCCACAAAAAUCCUCCAUUUUCUAAAAAGAAAAAAAUCCAUCGUAUCGAUCAAACUUCGUCAACGAAUCGAUGGUGGGCAUUCGCAUUUGCGAACACUAAACGAAAAUGAAAGAUAAGGCUGGGACCAAAGGAAUCUCCAUCGACGAAUUUUUCCCAACACGCCGCCGCCUCCGCCGUAGCCGUCGGCUAAAAUGUACGCGUCGUUCUCCGUUCCGGUCGCAGCCCUUCCUUGCCCACGCUUGCUUCAGCAGCCCCCAUUGAAGCCCUCCGAAUGCUUUCGAACUUCUUUCAACCGCCGCCAUCUGAUUACCACUCUACUCUCUGUCUUUGCCCCUUCUUUUAUCGAUUUUACUCUGCCCUGUUCUUCUGAUUUGGUUGCUGAAGCUCGUGGGUUGUUUCAAAUGCCCCCUGUUCGUCUUGUCAAUCGGUACUUUCUGGUGAGGGCAGGGGAGUCUGAAUUUGAUAGUUUUGGUAUAAUUAACACAAACCCAGUUGCAAAGACAUCUGUUGAUAGUGGAUUGUCUGAGGAAGGGAAGAAGCAAACUGUUAAAGCAGCUUUUAAGUUGAAGGAAAUGGGAGCUUGUGAAAAUGGUUGCUGGAUUUGGCCCUCUAUUACACAGCGAGCUUAUCAAGCAGCAGAGAUUAUUGCUUCAGUUAAUGGUGUGAAUCGAAGUUACAUAGUUCCUGAAUACAGUUUUCUUGAUGCCCGUGGGCUUGGAGCUUUUGAAGGCAAGAGAUUGGAUUCUUUAUCAGAAGUAUAUGCUUCAGAUACAAUCUCUUCAAGUAUCAAACCUCCUCCGAUAGAUGAUGGCACCCCGAACGAGAGCGUAUCUGAUGUCUUCGUUCGUGUAACACAACUGAUGUCGAUUCUCGAAACCCAAUACUCAGGUGAUACUAUCAUUAUUGUCUCCCCAGAUUCUGAUAAUUUGACAGUUCUUCAAGCUGGUCUAAUCGGUCUCGACUUGCGAAGGCACCAUGAUCUUUCCUUUGCUCCUGGGGAGGUUCGCUUCAUUGACAUACGCAGCAUCCCUUCUUAUAAGUAACCAGCUUCAGCUGUAUAUAAAUGUUUAAACCCUCCUAAUUGUAAUUGACAUAGCAUUCUUGUAUAUAUUGGCUAUGAAAUUAUCACAAACCCUCUAACUCUGAUGAAGCAAUAUUGUUCAUUGUCA
Molecule: messenger RNA, 1203 nt
Organism: Cucumis melo (muskmelon)
Lineage: Eukaryota; Viridiplantae; Streptophyta; Magnoliopsida; Cucurbitales; Cucurbitaceae
Exons: 5
Coding region: 226-1077 (283 amino acids)
Source: RefSeq, a predicted model, not a curated record